CUCACUCGCAACGGGCGCGCGUGGCGGCGUGAUUCGUACGUAGUUCCGUGCCGCAGCGUGUCACUGUUGAUUCUAGAGAGGGUGGUGCUAUUUCUGCUUUCCCCGCAAAUCAAAGCAACCCUCGUAGCCGACAUAGCAGUGCAAUAGUGCAGUACAGAAAGGGAGCUCGCUAGCCGAAACAGAAAGAGUGAGCGAGAGACAAAGUGCCAUCAUCCGGGAUCAAUCGGCGUAAAUUUAGAGCAAUUGGUUGUGCGUGCCGGGGACCGGGGGAGACGUGGGCACGAAUCAGCUGUCCGACCGUUUUUUUUACACCGAGCACCGGGAACGGUACUCGGUCCAGCGGGGUCCAGCAUCAUCACGAAACUUCCUGUCUUGAUGCCACUCUAGCCAACCAACAGAUUAAAGAUGACCACAUCGAACGGUGAGCUGCUCGGGUUGGCCUUUAUGGCGUUCUUCAUUAUAACGCUGUCGUCGACGGCCCGAUACUACUUCAAAUUCUUCUGCUUCAUCACCCUCUCGCUGAUAUGCGCCGUAGGACCUGUUCCGUUAAUGCUGCUUCGACCCCGCGACUACCGAAAUGCGCUAAUUCCGGCGUACUUGUGUGUGGGCUUCGGCAAGAUGCUCGGAGCAUCGUUCACGGUACGCGGCAAGGAACAUAUCCACCGGAACCAUGGCGGAGUCGUGCUAAUGAACCACCAGAGCGCCCUCGACUUGAUCGUGCUGGCCGAACUGUGGCCAAUAAUGGGCCGUUCGACGGUAGUCGCGAAAAAGGAAGUCCUGUACCUGUUCCCGUUCGGCACGGCCUGCUGGCUGUGGGGCACCCUUUUUAUCGAUCGGAAGAACCGUGAUUCAGCAAGGAAUGUUAUCAACAAAGAGGCGAAAGCGAUCAACGAGAAACAGGCGAAGCUACUGUUCUUCCCAGAGGGCACCAGAGGCAGCGGUGACCGGCUGUUGGCGUUCAAGAAAGGAUCCUUCCACGUUGCCGUCGAGUCGCAGGGCUUCAUUCAGCCGGUGGUCAUUUCGAAGUAUCAUUUCCUCAAAUCCAAAGUCAAGAUUUUCGAUCGAGGGCAAAACAUUAUCAAAAUUCUGCCGGAAAUUUCGUGUGCCGGGCUGACGAAGGACGACAUUCCGGAGCUGAUGGAGCAGGUGCAGAAAAUUAUGCAGAAGGAGUACGAAGCGCUUUCCGAGGAGUCGCUAGCUAUCAAUAACCUGAGCGAGGUGCACUAGAAGUAAGGCCGAGUGUUCGGCCCAGUGCCGGCCGGGAAGCUUCCCUGGACGAUGCUUAGGGUUUCUUAUCAUACUUUCUUUCGUUUGUUUUCGGAAACUGUGCAUUGUUUCAAAGAGCAUCAACAUCGAUCACCACCAUCUAGUUGAAGGAAAUUUUUCUCUAUGCUCCAGGUCGUACUUUACUCGAA
Anopheles bellator is the source of this 1415-nucleotide messenger RNA. It is a transcript of the gene Agpat2, whose product is annotated as 1-acyl-sn-glycerol-3-phosphate acyltransferase alpha. The record is from RefSeq and is a predicted model, not a curated record. Lineage: Eukaryota; Metazoa; Arthropoda; Insecta; Diptera; Culicidae. Gene Ontology annotation, cellular component: endoplasmic reticulum; membrane. Bases 406 to 1227 code for a protein of 273 amino acids. The transcript has 7 exons. Gene Ontology annotation, biological process: phosphatidic acid biosynthetic process. Gene Ontology annotation, molecular function: 1-acylglycerol-3-phosphate O-acyltransferase activity.